This is a messenger RNA of Python bivittatus (Burmese python), 1871 nucleotides long. It is a transcript of the gene SPRING1, whose product is annotated as SREBF pathway regulator in golgi 1. The record is from RefSeq and is a predicted model, not a curated record. NCBI's taxonomy places the organism in Eukaryota, Metazoa, Chordata, Lepidosauria, Squamata, Pythonidae. Gene Ontology annotation, biological process: positive regulation of SREBP signaling pathway.
CCUUCUCGCUCCAGCGCCGGGGGGGCGCGCUCGCUCGCUCGGAGCCUCCUUCCCCAUGGUGCAGCUGCUAGCGCUGGUGUGGCGAAGGCUGCUGCGCAAGCGGUGGGGCCUGGGCAUCGUCUUCGGCCUCUCCCUCAUCAACUUCCUUAGCAGAACCUUCAAGCAGGAAGAGAGAGCACUGCGGGAUCGGAAUUUUCCCCAAGCUCAAGACGAAGACCGCCCAAUUGCCUGGAAAGUGCAGUUCAGCUUGGGAAACAGCAGCCAGCCGAAUAACCAGUGUCGAAACUCUGUCCAAGGAAAACUGCUGAUCACGGAUGAGUUGGGCUACAUCUGCGAAAGGAAGGACCUGCUGGUGAAUGGGUGUUGCAACGUGGAGGCGCCCAGUGUCAAGUUGUACAGUUGUGAUAGUUGCCUGCCUAGUGGAUGUUGCAGCAUCUAUGAGGCCUGUGUGUCCUGCUGCUUACAGCCCAACAAGCAACAGCUCCUUGAACAUUUUCUCAACCGAGCGGCGAUGGCCUUCCGGAAUCUCUUCAUGGCCGUGGAAGAUCACUUUGAGCUCUGCCUGGCCAAGUGCAGGACCUCAUCCCAGAGCGUGCAGCAUGAAAACACCUACCGCAACCCCAUUGCAAAAUAUUGCUAUGGUGAAUACCCCCCAGAUCUUCUGUCUGUGUGAAAGUGCUCGAGAAACUGGCAAGGACGUCAGAUGAGAGCUGCAGCGUGGCAGAGAGAGAACUUUGCAAUCAACUGGCCUGGUUCCUUGGAUUAAGAAUGGUUUCAUUCUGCAGCCUCCAACUCCAGCUUCUGGAAGAACUUCCCCUGCAUUGUUAAACCUGUGGCCAUGUCCCUUCGGUUGAAAUGCAGAGCAAAAUGGGUGGAAAUCUUCUAAUAGCUGGACUCCAAGGACUACCUCCAAGAUCCAGGGUUUGCAUCAAGGGCCCAGGUGAAAUCUGGACACAGAAAGUGCCUAAUCGGUAUUGGUCAUGUGGGACCACUUGCAGAUCAAGGAAGCUAUCAGAGAAGUGAAGAGUGCCAGAUUCCUGGGAGUGGCCCCUACAGAUCUGUGUCCUUGAUAGAAACUGCUGUUUGUAAAUAUGGAAAAGUUAUUGAGGCAAGGAGGAGACACUUGUAUUAGACAAACAGGUAUUGUGCAUUCUGCACACUGUAUGGACCUCGGCUCUCAUCUACGGUAAACACAAGGAAGUGCCAACUGUGGAUUCAUUUUUCCAGCUUUCUGAUUCAACUUGCCCUGUAUGAGUGAGUGCCAGUCGCUUGCCAGUGCAGGAUGGGCAAGCGGGAACAUAUGUUCCUGGCCUUUUCUAGCACUGACAGUGGAGACAAGAAGAUUCUCAGCAAAAGGAGACACUGGAGCAUCACAAGGAGAGAUGACAAUGGGUGAUGCCUUGGGCAGGAGGCAAAGCAUCAUCAUCUCUGUCCAUGGAACAGGCCGAUCCCUUUUAGAAAUAUUUUUUUGGGGUUUCCUUAGCAGCUUUGGAUGUAUUUGAUUUGGAAUUUGAACGUGGGCGUGAUACUCAAGCAGUAAGUGAAGGUGGGGGAAUGAACAACUCCUGUUAAGUCCAUCUCAUCUUGCUCUAGAUGGGCUACUUGGCACCCUCAGACUCAUGAUGGAACCAUUCGCUCAGGCAGCUGCAGCAUGGAAAGAUGCAGAAUUUAUCAUCGUUUCCCACCAAAAUUAAUUUUCCACUAUAGCACAGCAAUCUAAAUAUGCUUGUACCUAAACUCCAAUUGUUCUCCUCUUUUUCAGUUAAGGAAACGGUACUGCAAGGAAGGUCCUUUCUGGAAGGGAGGAAAGAGGUAAAAUCUCUUAGCUCAGUGUUGUCCAAACUUGGCCACUUUAAGAUGAGUGGACUUCA